ACUAAAUCCAAAAGGAGGCAGUAAUGCAACGUAAAGGAUGCAGACUGCCGUAAAACCCCAAAGAAGAAGAAGACACUUGACGGCUUUGACGUCAUCACGCACAACGUGUAGCACUGAAGCAACAUGGCUCUGAAUGGAGAUGACAUAGACUUUGAGUGGGAGCCUCCAACAGAGGCAGAGAUGAAGGUGAUCCAGGCUCGCAGGGAGCGACAAGACAAAAUCAGCAAGCUGAUGGGAGACUACCUGCUCAAAGGAUACAGGAUGCUGGGAGAGUGCUGUGAUGUGUGUGGGACAAUUCUUCUCCAGGACAAACAGCAGAAAAACUACUGUGUCUCAUGUCAGGAGCUGGACUCUGAUGUUGACAAGGACAACCCUGCUCUGAAUGCUCAGGCAGCGUUGUCCCAAGUGAGAGAGAGACAGCUUGCAGCCCAGUCCACUGCACCGUCCCAGGCUCCUGAACUCAAUGGAGGUGCCAGCAGCAGUCAGGCAAGUGUGUCAGUUCCCAGACCAGAGCACUGUGAGGGGGCUGCCGCGGGGGGAAGAGCUGCUCUGCCUCCACCUGCUGUCCCUUCUCCUUCAACUCCUGCCUCUACCACAGCCGUGGCACCUGCCCGCCCCCCAGUUUGUCCACAGAGUGCUGCCCUACAACCUGUGUUGCAAGAAGCUGAGGAAGCUGUUCUAACCAAACUUCGCUGGGCCACUACCCAGCUACAGAGUUCGGCCUCCCUAGAGUCAAGUAUCCAGCUCUGCAGCCUCAUUGCCAGCUGCGCUAGCUCACUGCGCAGCCUCAAGGAGCUCAGCCAGUAACCAUCAUGGAAAAGGUUGAAACCGUGGAUUAACGGGGAACGCUGUUUCUACUUCCCUCUGUCCUGGAAUACUGACUCUGGUUUGCUGCUUUGCCGAAUCUCUCUUUGACUGAAUCCUUGCAUAGAGCUGAAUUCAAAAUUGGUCAGGAAAUGCACUUGAAAUAGGAUUAAAAUGUCAAACGUGCACAAGUUGCUCUUCAGUUAACAUACCUAUAUGGCUGGCAGAAAUAACAUGUUACAUGAUUUCAUAAUAUGUUUCAAAUGUUUGAACAUUUUACUUUUUGUCAAUUUGUAAGUUAUGAUAUAAUGCUAAGAACUGAACAUUUCUAAAUUCACAUUAAUCAUUGUUAUUAAUUUAACACCAUAAAUGAGACUUAAUAUGUAUUCUACAGUAAAAGACUGUAUUUCCAUAGUUAAUUGGCUUUGAUUAAUCCAAAACAGCCACCAAAUUGACAUCUGGGGAAAUGACAACACCUGUUUUCUCAUUGGUUGAUCUGUGGUAUCCGCAACAUGGUGCAAAUCACAAAAAUGUAUACUCUUGUUGGUAUAUUGUUAAACACCAGUCCUCUGAUCAAACCCUCACUGGUGCAUUUUUCUAUUUACUGUUCAGUCUGACGCUCAGAUAGAUUUCCAUUGUCUCUGACCUUCUGGGGAUGCAAAGAUUGUCAUUGUGUGCUGGCAGUUCUGAGGUUUUUAUUGUAAAUAUAUUUGAUACAUGAUGGUGAUGAUGGUCAUAUGAUUCAGUGAUGCUCAGAUGUGAGGGGGCAACGUUCAGGAGUCAGACUCAUAAUUCUUUAUUCAUUAAAAACAUCUAGAGCAAAUAAACUGUACACUGUCAAUAGACAGCACUUCAUAUUAGAUAAAAGCCAGCUUCAGUGUUGUUCAAGGCAGUUAAGAGUUUUCUAAUUAUGUAUCUGAACAAAGCUUGCCUGUUUAGGAAUACUGCAGUUUGUUUGUUUCCACAGGGGGGCGCCAAAUGCAAAAAGCAAUGCCAUUAAGUUUGUUAAUUGGAAAAUGCUGUAUUUAAACAAGUACCACUUUAAGCACCAAUAAACAUGUACAUUGCAUUAGUGUUUAAAA
Molecule: messenger RNA, 1886 nt
Organism: Siniperca chuatsi (mandarin fish)
Lineage: Eukaryota; Metazoa; Chordata; Actinopteri; Centrarchiformes; Sinipercidae
Gene: znrd2
Product: zinc ribbon domain containing 2
Exons: 4
Coding region: 124-807 (227 amino acids)
Source: RefSeq, a predicted model, not a curated record